AUGUCCGAGGAACAAAAGCUUACAAAAAAGCAACUCAAAGCUCAACAGUUCAAGAAGAGUAAAGAUGAGAGAGAGACUGACAAAGAGGAUAAGAAGAGGAAAAGAGAAGAAGAGGAGAAGCAGAAGCUAGAGCAAGACCAAACUUCAAAGAAGAAGAGAAAAACUAGAAGAGGAAAAGGUGGCAAGGGCACGAAGAAGGGGAACAGGUUUAUUGUGUUUGUGGGGAAUAUAGGCCGUGAAACAACUGCAUCGCAAUUACAAGCUCAUUUCAAGGCCAGCAGUCCAGACCACAUUAGAAUGAGACAAGACAAGGGAAUUGCAUUCCUUGAAUUUGACGGAGAUAAAGACCACAAGAACAUACAAAGAAGAAUGGACGUCGCAUUACUUCAACAUAAGACGAUGCUCGGAGACCGCAAGAUCAACGUUGAACUAACAGUUGGUGGUGGUGGUAACAGUGCAACACGUCUUGAGAAGCUAAGAACUAAGAACGAUAAACUGGACAUUGAGCGUAAUCAACGUAUGGCUAAACUAAUCAGCGACAGCAGAGGCAACAAGAAGACGGACCAGGACUCUGAAUCAAAUGGCGCAGAGAAGAACGAACCCAAGAAACCUUCAUCUGUACCUGCAGGAAUCCAUCCAGACAGAGCAAGAUUUAUUAAAUGA
This is a messenger RNA of Kluyveromyces lactis, 663 nucleotides long. It is a transcript of the gene NOP6, whose product is annotated as Nop6p. The record is from RefSeq and is a predicted model, not a curated record. The transcript has a single exon. Gene Ontology annotation, molecular function: RNA binding. The coding region runs from base 1 to 663 and encodes 220 amino acids. NCBI's taxonomy places the organism in Eukaryota, Fungi, Ascomycota, Saccharomycetes, Saccharomycetales, Saccharomycetaceae.